AUGUCAGCACCCCACGCAGGCCGCCAGUCUCCGGAGCCAGAGAAGCAGUCCAACGAGCAGGUUGGAGCUCCCGCGUCUGGCAAGGCUGACGCCGGCAAAACAGAGACUGGGUCUAAGGAUGAGAGCAUAGACACGAAGGACAACGUUUUAGAGAGCAACCCUGUGGGGCCGAUGGAGGAUGCCGCUCACAAGAAGGUCAGCAAGGAGGGGCGUGGAGAUAUUGUCUAG
Messenger RNA from Letharia columbiana, 228 nucleotides. RefSeq lists its product as uncharacterized. The record is from RefSeq and is a predicted model, not a curated record. Bases 1 to 228 code for a protein of 75 amino acids. The transcript has a single exon. NCBI's taxonomy places the organism in Eukaryota, Fungi, Ascomycota, Lecanoromycetes, Lecanorales, Parmeliaceae.